AUGGUAUUAAAAUAUGCAGAUGGCGGAAAUUUACGUCAAUAUAUUCGGAAAAAAUUUCCAUGUAGAGGUUGGUUUAAAAAAUUGUCAAUAUUAAAAAAAAUUAUAGAAGGUCUUCAUAACAUUCAUAAGGCAAAUUAUAUACAUCGUGAUUUAUAUCCAGGAAAUAUAUUAAUUCUGAAAGAACAUAAUAAUUUAGAAGUAUAUAUUUCUGAAUUAGAUUCAUGUGCUAAUUUAAAUUCUGAACCAGUACAACAAUUGUAUGGUAAUUUAUCAUAUAUUGCUCCUGAAGUUAUAGUAGAAAAUGGAAACUUAACCUCUAUUAAAUCAGACAUUUAUAGUAUUGGUAUUAUAAUGUGGGAAUUGGUAUCAGGAGAUGAACCAUAUUCCGAUUAUGAAAUUGAUAAUGAAGAUGAGUUGAUUCUUGAUAUAAUUAAUGGUGUACGUCCAAAUAAUGUAAUUGGAACUCCAAAAUGUUAUCAUGAAUUGAUGCAAAAAUGUUUAGAUGCUGAUCCAGAAAAACGACCUACCACUCUAAACUUACUUGAAGAGCUUCACGCAUUUACUACAGCUCCGUUUAAAAAGCAUCAGUUUGAAGCUGCUGAUCGUCGAGUACGUGGUCAACCUCUUGGAACCAGGCCUAGUCAAUUAACUAAGGAUAAUGUCAAAAUAGUUGUAGAAUCAAUUAAUGUUGCGGAAGCUUAUGCUGGAACAACUAGUUUUAGGUUUACUAAUAGGUCUCUUCAGUUCGACUUUAGCUUACCUAAGCCAAAAAAUGCUAUUGAAAAAAGCUUAUAUUUUAAUGGCGAAGGGUUAUUAGAUGAAUGA
Molecule: messenger RNA, 825 nt
Organism: Rhizophagus irregularis DAOM 181602=DAOM 197198
Lineage: Eukaryota; Fungi; Glomeromycota; Glomeromycetes; Glomerales; Glomeraceae
Source: RefSeq, a predicted model, not a curated record